UGACGGAUAAUGGACCUCUGUUUGAAACAGAAAGCGAGCGGGGUGGAGAAGUAUCGUUAUUUAGACGUGUUUACUGUUUUCUUCUGGAAUACAGCUACUUAAAGGCCAGGAGCAACAUCAUUAAACACAAUGUCUGCUACGAUCCCUCAGAAGGGACUGGGUCAAGGUAUGCCUGUUAUCCCCACUCAGCAGCAGCAAGUGCAGGGACACAUGGCUUCUGGGUUAGGACCUUCCCAGCCUGGCAUGCCUCCACAAGGUGCCCUGCGCGAAAUCUCUCCAGUUUAUUUGUGUCGCAUUGGUCAGGAGACUGUCCAAGACAUCGUCACACGAACAAUGGAAAUCUUCCAGAUCACACGGGCAACUCAGCUACCCAAUGGCGUGACACAAAGCCAGGCAGCGUAUCAGGACCGCUUUGGAAAGCUGCAGGAUCAUCUGCGGCAGCUUGCGCUUCUCUUCCGUAAGCUGCGUCUGCUGUAUGAGCGCUGUGUAGAGAUGACAACUGACCUGCAGGAAUCUCCAACAGAACUGGUUCCUUAUGUAGGGGAGGAGACAGCACCUGUGAGGGUAGAGCCAUGUAGUCCAGCGGUUAUCCAGGAAAGACAAGAAGUUCUAGAGAAAGUGAGGCAGAAAAACCAAGAGAUGAAAGUGCUAAUGGACCAAAUGAGGAAUUUACUCUGGGACGUCAACGCCAUGCUCACAAUGAGAAAAUGACAACGCUCCUUAGUACACAUCUGACCGACUUGUGUCAAACCUCAUCCACAACUUUCUAAGCAAUUCGGGUGCUCUUGCAAAGAAUAUGGCUGACUGUCUUUCAUCUAUUGAUUGCGCUAAUGUCACAUUUUAUCUUGACAAACAAGAUGAGACUUCUCAUUUACAGUAUUUAUUCCCAAUGCUCUGAUUUGCAGCUGUGUAUCAAAGCACUGCAUUAGGAUGAGUUUCAGCAAACUGCAAGUAAUGUAAAUGACACAUAUGAGCUAGUCAUUUUGUUGUUUGAUAUUUUUGUUGCGUGUUACACUUGUGGUUCUCAGGUAGAGUGUGUCAUUGUGGAAAUGACUGUAACUGUAGAUCUGAGCUCUGGAUUACACUCUCAAUCCCUUAAAAUUAAUCAAAUGAACUGUUGGUUUUAUAUGGAAAAGUUUCUUUUGUUGCUUGGACUCAAUGAAUUUAAAAACAGUUUUAUACAAAAUAA
Molecule: messenger RNA, 1189 nt
Organism: Triplophysa rosa
Lineage: Eukaryota; Metazoa; Chordata; Actinopteri; Cypriniformes; Nemacheilidae
Product: Mediator of RNA polymerase II transcription subunit 30-like
Exons: 5
Coding region: 130-711 (193 amino acids)
Biological process (GO): positive regulation of DNA-templated transcription
Cellular component (GO): mediator complex
Molecular function (GO): transcription coregulator activity
Source: RefSeq, a predicted model, not a curated record